This is a messenger RNA of Halichondria panicea, 697 nucleotides long. RefSeq lists its product as uncharacterized. The transcript has 3 exons. The record is from RefSeq and is a predicted model, not a curated record. Bases 4 to 696 code for a protein of 230 amino acids. NCBI's taxonomy places the organism in Eukaryota, Metazoa, Porifera, Demospongiae, Suberitida, Halichondriidae.
UACAUGAUCACUGUAAUUAUAGCCAACUCAAUAGUAACAAAGUGGGUCAAUGGUACGACUUGCUCCAUGAAGUGCCAAACAGUAGUGGAGCUCCCGGUUUCAAGAGGAGAGACAAGUUGCUAUUUCCUCACUAUUAAGGCUAGGAAUACAAAGGGAGACAGUUUUUCUGUCUUCCACGAUUACCUUUUAUCAGUUACAGAAGAUUUGAUGCUCUGUGAUACUCCCGAGUCAACAGCCAAUGGCAGACUAAUCAAUUAUGAUAACUCUUCAUCAAACUCUCUCAGGUUGGGUACUAACGUCAGCUAUCAGUGCAAUGAUGGACUGAUUCCUAACGAGGAGAAAAUAAGCACCUGUAGCAAUGUUCUGGGAGAAGCAAAGUGGAUUCCAGAUCCUUCCCAGUUUGUGUGUAGAAAAAGAGAAGAUUCUGUAAAAGAAAUUUCUCUUACUAUCAAUCAAGUUGCUGUGAUAUGUACAACUGUAACAUUCAUUGUGGCAAUGGUUUCUGGUUGUGCUGGUGGUGCUCUCUUGACAUACUGGGUCAUGCGUAAAAAGACAGUGUUCUCCCCGGCAGCUGAAGGACAAAUAAAUGUAGGACCCACUGUACCAGCUGAUCCUAUUUAUGAGGAGGUGUCACCCAAAGAAAAGAUUGAAAUGAACACUAACCAAGCUUAUGGACCAUGCAGUGUUAACUUAUAAA